Molecule: messenger RNA, 1840 nt
Organism: Ceutorhynchus assimilis (cabbage seed weevil)
Lineage: Eukaryota; Metazoa; Arthropoda; Insecta; Coleoptera; Curculionidae
Source: the annotation of a GenBank genome assembly
AAAAUUGAGAUAUCGCCAAAUUAACUUAAAAUUUCUAACACCAGUUCGAAAUAUUGUCACAUUAUGCAAAGUGGUUUCAAACUGCAAAGUGAUAUCUAAUAAUUUUAAGUUAGAAUAAUGUUGAUGAAAAAUUUUGUUUUAUUUUUUCUUUUUGUAUUUUUAUGCAAAAUAAAAUCUGAGACAGUCAACUUGAAGAUUGGCGAUGGUGAAAUACAAGGAUUAGUCAAUACCACAACAAGAGAUGGAACUACUUAUUAUAAUUUCAGAGGAAUUCCUUAUGCAAAACCUCCAUUACAGAGUUUACGCUUUACUAGCCCGGUGAAAAAUUCUGCCUGGAACGGUACCUAUGACGCUACCCAGGAUAGAUCUCAAUGUAUCCAGAACGACGGUUUAGUAAGCGAUACUAUUGUGGGAAAUGAAGAUUGUUUAUAUAUCAACGUGUAUACUCCCGAUAUCAGUACCAAAAAGUUACCAGUAUUAGUAUGGAUUUAUGGAGGAGCCUUUCUGGUGGGAAAUUCUAGUUAUAGUGUAUACGGACCUGAUUAUUUUCUAGAACAAGGAUUGGUGUUUGUGUCCUUCAACUAUCGACUGGGUAUAUUUGGUUUUCUAAGCACCGCCGAUGAAGCAUGUCCAGGCAAUUGGGGACUGAAAGAUCAAAUUCUAGCCUUGCAUUGGGUGCAAGAAAAUAUUGCUUAUUUCGGUGGAAACCCCGAAAACGUUACUAUAUUUGGUGAAAGUGCCGGAUCUGCGUCAGUACAUCUUCUGAUGCAAACAAAUCUAACUAAAGGGCUAUUCCAUGGAGCAAUCAUGAAUAGUGGCACAAGUCUAAAUCUUUGGAGCUUGAAUACAAGAGCUUCUAGAACUUCAACAAAUUUAGCCACUAGUUUGGGAAUUCCUUCCAGCAACACCACCUAUUUAGUAGAACAGUUGAGAACUAUUGACGCUAAGAGGCUGCAUAAAGUUGGAUGGAGGGUAGCUUUAAAACUCUUCUCAAAUAAUGCACUCAGAGGACUUCCCUGGGGCCCCGUAAUGGAACCAGACGUAGACGGGGCUGUUUUAAUUAACCCUAGCGAGUAUGCUUUGACUAAAGGACGCUUUAACCGGGUUCCUGUAUUGAUGGGAAUAAAUAGUCAUGAAGCGGCUGUUUUUUCGAGUAUUUCUAUUCUAUUAAGACUCUACGUGCUUAAAUACGAUAGUUUUAAGUCUUACCUGACCCCCUUCAGCAUGACGACUAAUAAAUUCAAAAGAUUUGUGGCAGGAAGAGAGAUAUAUCAUCACUUUUUCGGAAUAUUUCCCAUUGCUGCGGAUGGACCUGGCCUUGUUGAUUUUGUGUCAGCUGAUCAGUUCGACAGACCAAUAAGACAAGCUGCUACAUUAAUGUCGCACUUUACGACAGUAUAUUUCUACGUAUUUGGCUAUGAAGGAGGUACUGCAAAUGCCACUGAAAGGCAAUUUGGUGGAACUGGACAUGCUGAAGAUUUAAACUAUUUGUUCAAAAUCGGAUCAAAAAAUAGUAAUUUUACAAAAACUGAUGUGAAAGUAUCCCAAAUGCUGGUGUCGCUUUGGAGCAAUUUUGUCAAACAUGCUAAUCCAACUCCUUCUGAAGAUGAAGAAGCAGUUUUUAAUGAAGCAAUUUGGAAUCCUGUCAACGCAACCUCUUCAAAUUUCAACUACAUGUCGUUGAAUGAAUCCAUGGUGGCUGCAGUGAAUCCAAAACAAGAAGAUUGGGAGUUUUAUCAGGAUUUGUGGAAGAUGUAUGGGGACAAGAGUAAAAUGACUACUUAUUAGUUUUUUCUCUACUUUAUUUUGGAAGAUUGAAAUAAAAUGGUGACGGAUUCAA